Beauveria bassiana ARSEF 2860 is the source of this 1662-nucleotide messenger RNA. Its product is annotated as major facilitator superfamily transporter. Gene Ontology annotation, biological process: transmembrane transport. Bases 1 to 1662 code for a protein of 553 amino acids. Gene Ontology annotation, cellular component: membrane. Gene Ontology annotation, molecular function: transmembrane transporter activity. NCBI's taxonomy places the organism in Eukaryota, Fungi, Ascomycota, Sordariomycetes, Hypocreales, Cordycipitaceae. The record is from RefSeq and is a predicted model, not a curated record. The transcript is spliced from 2 exons.
AUGGAUUCUUACGACUCCAAGCACGACAACGACGUCUCCCACCACGAGAUGCGUCCGCGUCCCUCUCUCGGAGACGACGCCAGCAGCUCUACGCCGCCCACCACCAAGCCCGCCAACAAGCACGACGACGUUGCUGCCGCCGUCGUUGGCACUGGCGCUGCGGCCCCGGUCCGUCUCACCGAGGAGGACAGCCGCCGUAUCUGCCGCAAGACGGACCGCGUCAUCCUCACCAUCCUCGUCUGGAUCUACUUUCUCCAGAUCCUCGACAAGUCUGUCCUUGGCUACGGUGCCACCUACGGCCUGAAAGAGGACACUGGCCUCACCGGCAACCAGUACUCGCUCGUCGGCUCCAUGGCCGCCAUUGCCCAGCUCGCCUGGCAGCCCUUUUCUUCGUACCUCAUCGUAAAGGUCCCCCACCGCAUCCUCAUGCCCUCCCUGUGUCUGGGCUGGGGCAUCGCCCAGGCCUGCAUGGCUGCCAGCAGCAAUUUCAGCCAUCUCUUGGCUACCCGCUUCUUCCUCGGUCUCUUCGAGGCCGGCUGCUUGCCGCUCUUCAGCAUCAUUACCAGCCAGUGGUAUCGCCGCGCCGAGCAGCCCAUCCGCAUUGCCGCGUGGUACGGCACCAAUGGCCUCGCCACAAUCAUAGCCGCGGCCUUGUCGUAUGGACUGGGACAUAUCAAAUCAGACCUUCUCAAAGAGUGGCAAAUCAUCUUUUUAUUCGUCGGCUUGAUUACCGUCGUUUCCGCUCCCUUUGUCUAUUGGAAACUCGACAACGACAUUCCCUCUGCCCGCUUCCUCACAGACGACGAAAAAGUCCAAGCCAUUGAAAGACUCCGCGCGAACCAGACGGGCACGGGCAACCGUGAGUUCAAGUUGAAGCACCUUGUCGAGGCCAUGUUGGAGCCCAAGUCGUGGGUGUGGAUGAUCAUGGCCAUGCUUCUCAACAUUGGCGCCAGCGUUGCCAACACCUUUGGGCCCCUCAUCAUCAGCGGUCUUCAUUUUGAUAAGUACACGUCCAGCCUACUCAACAUGCCCUUUGGCGCCCUGCAGCUCAUAGUCAUCCUCCUCGCGAGCUACCUCGCGCAAAAGGCCAAGCUCAAGGGCGCCAUCCUCGUGCUUUUUGUGCUGCCCGUCGUCGCCGGCCUCGCCGUGCUCUACUCUGUCAAGCGCGACGACUCGGCCCGCGCGGCCCUCCUCGUCGGCUACUACCUUCUCGCCUUCCUCUUUGGCGGCAACCCCCUCAUCGUCACCUGGAUCGUCGGCAACACGGCCGGCACCACCAAGAAGUCGGUCGUCAUGAGCCUGUACAACGCCGCCAGCUCUGCCGGCAACAUUGUCGGCCCCAUCCUCUUCAACAGCGCCGACGCGCCCGAGUACAAGCCCGGCCUGCGCGCCUGCCUUGGCAUCUUUAUCGCCCUCAUCGCAGUCAUCCUUAUCCAGUGGGCCAACCUCGUCAUGCUCAACAAGCUGCAGGAGAAGAAGCGCGUGCGUAACGGGAAAGAGGCCAAGGUUGUUGACCAUUCCAUGCAGCAGCACUAUCAUGAUAUUCAAACCGACAACGACGCCGCAGGCGGUGAAGAGGGGGUUUCGGAGCAGCAUCUUGGGCAGAAUGCUUUCAAGGAUCUCACCGACAAAGAGAAUGACGAAUUUGUGUAUAUUUAUUAG